AACGAACUAUAAGGAAACUGUCAAAGCGACUCAGUUGAAAUAGCCUUGAAAUUUAAUAUGCAUGUCGUAUAAUGUACCUGGUCCUCAUUGUAGGACUUGACUCGACCAUUAGGUCGACUGAUGACUGGUCGUUUGAUCUCCAAAGGACGAGACAUGAAAAAUACCCGCCUCCUUGGGCCGGCUGGAAAUGUCAUAUUGAACACAAUCUGUGAACUAUUGGUAAAAAUAUUAUCAGACAAGUUAAAACGGUUGACAAAAAGCAAUCUUCGUUCUUUCACUUGAAGGUUUCUAGGAUGCUUAGAAUAGGGUUUAACGUACUUGUGGAAAUAAAAAUAAAUUAUGACCCUCGACUAUAUAAAGAAAUACACGAAAUUCUAUGAGCGAGUGCAGACCCAAUCGUCACCCCUCCCAGUCGACAACAGCACGAUUUAUUUUGACUCUCAAGAUUUGCGCGUGCAACUUCCGUUAGCACGUGCGUUGUGUCAUCGGUUCAGUGAAUUCGGAUGGCAGGAACACGUGAAACUGACCAAAUGUUCCGUCGCAUCGUCGUCGUGAGUGUUGUCACGGGCGCCGUCAUGUUAGCCCUCUACGGCGUGGUAGUCAAGACCAAUACCGCCAUUGUCACCAUGUCCCUGGUCUCCAGGUACCUACCAGUUCAUCCUGCCGACGUCACAGCAACAACAGCCAUUAAUGGCCUCCCUCAAGCCAUACAACGGUCGUCUCCAGGUCAACUGCUGAGCUAUGCACAGUUGAGCACACCACACCAUCUGGUGACUACAAUGCAUCCUUCAAGUGUCCGCAUGGCGGGACCAGAAGCGUCAGGUAUCAAUGCAACAUCCGGUAAGAUGGUCAAGGUCAAACCAUCUCCGUAUAUAAUUUACAGGUGCUUGAAAGGACAUCUCUGCGGUGGAUAUGCAGAUCGCCAGAAGGGUAUCGUUGCUGGUUACGUGAUGUCGAUAAUGACGGGCCGGGGAUUCGGCAUAGAGAUGAACAAACCUUGUGAGUUGUCUACCUUUUUAAGCCCAAACGAGGUGGACUGGAUAGUCAGUCCAGAGACUCACAAACUCAAAUCGCAGACGUUAAAAAAGCUCGAUAGAUCGGCAAAUCCAUUACGACAGAAACUGGCGACUGCUGACGUCAGCAAAAUUUUCACAGAAAAUAUAACAUACCUCACUCUCAAUAUCGAAUUUGUUCGAUAUUUGAAGAAGAAUAAUAUACACAGGAAUAAUCUAGGAUGGAUUGUGAACGCUUCUCUUGGUGAGGUCUAUGCCAGAUCGUGGAGGACGUUGUUUCGUUUAAAGGAUCCUUUGCAAAAGGAUCUGGAUAAAUUCCUAUCUCUCGUUCCAAGGAAUUAUUCUCUUAUUUGCGCACAGAUUCGUAUGGGGAAGAAUCCAAGCAUUCCAAAUGAUAGUGAGACAAGAAACGAUGAUAAAAGUGUGAAAACAAUAUGGACAUUUCUGGAACAGUAUAACGAUACGUCAAAAUAUAAAAUAUUUGUGUCAACAGAUUCAGAAAAUAUAAGAAAGGAGAGCCUUAGACGUUUCCCAAACAAUUCCGUAACACUUCCGGGUGUCAUUGCGCAUGUGGACAAGGCACCUCAAUGUGACGGCUUCCGGAAGGUGAUACUGGACCAGGAAGCGCUGAGUCAUUGUGACACGCUACUGAUCACCAACAGCGGACUUGGGAGGAUAGCGGCGUUCUUUAGACAGCGAGAAGACAAUAUGUAUUGUUUCAUGAAACGACAACUCACAAAGUGUAAUUAUACCUCUCCAGAAUUUAUGCCCAUGAACUGGUAGAAGAAUCCCCGUGUCUGGUUCAUGCUUCCGUCCUUAAAGUAUGUUAAAGUAUGUUGGAUGUUACCGAAGACCUGAUUCUGACCUGUUUACUACUUUAAAUAACACCUAAUUGUUUCAUAUGACUAUGGUUGAUCAGCAAUGGCAUGGCAUGGUAUUUUAUCGAAAAAAUAAAUGACUCCGAAAAAUAUUGUUAAAAAUGAUUAUGCUUCCAACAGCUGGAAAGAAAAUAAUUUUCAUAAAAAAAGGUUUGCCCCAUAUUUUUAAUUAAAAAUAUAUCUUGUUUUUGCAGCUAUAGUAAAAAAAUAUCUGGUCUCAUUACAAAAUCCAUUCCGGGUCUAAAUGGAUCUGACGGAAAAGAGCUGGUGGUGACUUAUAAAAAGCUUCGCUAAACCCGUGGGUGCCUUUUGUUGCAAUAACUUCCAAGUGAGAUCAGGUUAAUGUAUUCCUUUCGGUUUCGUGGAAUCAGGAGACUAUAUGAUGGUGUAUUCACUUCUAGACAUUGAUGGUAUCCUGCUUUGUCUGUAUUCGUGUGUGUUUUUUAAUGAUCAUGGUGAAUAGAAGACGAAUAAAGGUUGUGUGAAUGCACAGCUUCAAAGUUGUUUGACCUGCCAGUUGUUCCGAUAUAGCCUCCGCUGUCCAUGGGAACGGAAGGAAGUUAUAGGGGAGAAGUGGGGACCGAACAUUUGAUAUUUAUUUGUUGGGGGUUGCACUGGGAUUUUGUACGGAGACUGGAUAUUUGCGACAAUGUAACUUUGUGGCCGAAAACUUCUCUGACGCAUAAUUUAUUAUUUUCAAGCAUUUGCUGGGACAUCCCCACACUUCGUUAUUUAGGCGUAUUUCCCGAGUGAGAAUUAACAUACAAAGAGACGUCACAACUUUAGGCUACAGCUAUGUGAUAUUUGAGUCUGAAUCGGUGCUAUCUGUUUCUCAUCUUGAGACUCAAAUUAUCUCACUAGCUACAGAAUAAUAUUCUGGGAGUUAAUAAAAAAAUAUCCGCCAAAUUCCCUCACUUUUGACCCCAUUAUACCCCACGAACGCGUUUGUCGUGGCCACCACAGAAGCCAUUAUAUGUUUUCUCCCAAUUGCAUCCCGUCCUGCCAUCCAUUCAAAUCUAGUAGUUUAUCAAUGUAUACUACGCAAAAGAAGUAGUGGGCGGUCGGGUAGACUAGUGGUUAAAGCGUUAGUUCGUGUCGCCGAAGACCCGGGUUCGAUUCCCAACAUGGGUACAAUUUGUGAAGCCCAUUUCUGGUGUCCCCCCGCCGUAAUAAUGCUGGAAUAUUGCUUAAAGCGGCGUAAAACCAAACACCCAAACUCACUCAUUCAUUAAGGAAAGAAAGUGUUUGUUUGUACCUAACGCCGCGCUCAGCAAUACUUCUGCCAUACGACGGCCGAAUGUAAACAUUCGACAUUGUGAUAGCAAGUCUAGACCAGGCAAUCCAGUGACCUCAUAGAACGGUAUUAAACGAUUGAAAAACAACAUUAACUGAAUUACUUGCCGAACACGAGUAAAGAGAGAAACACUUUGUGUGUGUGUGUGUGUGUGUGUGUGUGUGUGUGUGUGUGUGUGUGUGUGUUUGUGUGUGUUUGUUUGUUUGUUUGUUUGUUUGUGCUGUUGUAUAUUAUAUCAGUCAAGCUGUGUUCGUCUUUUUCGAGUGGCAUAUACUGUCCAAUAUCCGGUUUCAUAAUGAAGCAACGCCUGUGUUAAUUACUAUUUAUCAUUUUUAUACAAAUUGAAGCUUUCUAAAAGCUACUCACAACGACACCAGUCUCCAGUACUAUAUCGAAAUCAACGAAGUGCCACUUCCAGAUUGAGCUGUGAAACGUUGUUACAACAUGUCCUUGUCAGAAUGAACGUUCUGUCAGUUGUUUAUUAUCGAGGGUCAUCCAAUGGCUGUGUUUUAAUAAUAAAUACUGCGCUGAUUAUUUGUUUUAUGUUUUCAUGAUUCCUUCCAUACGGUAUGUAGUCAUACCAGCAUAAUUAUCAAUAUAAUGUUUUUAUUAUUUAUUAUUUAUUUUACAACAAUAAUUGAUCAAAUGCGCCACACUUGGGAUUUAUGAUUUGUGGAAUUUGCUUUGAAUAAAAGUAUUUACAAACAA
Molecule: messenger RNA, 3893 nt
Organism: Haliotis rufescens (red abalone)
Lineage: Eukaryota; Metazoa; Mollusca; Gastropoda; Lepetellida; Haliotidae
Exons: 2
Coding region: 504-1796 (430 amino acids)
Source: RefSeq, a predicted model, not a curated record